CGGUACCUCGACUGCGGACGAUAUGAAAGUGCGAAUGAACUGGGCGAAACCCUCCAUGUCGCCGUGGGCACGAUACUCUCGAGAACCCGCCGGACUUCACUUCACAGUCGGACCAAAUGGCUUUCGUCAUGUCCCCGAGCUGGGUUCUCAUCUACGUCCUUGCCGUCGGGCCCCUGGGCGUAGCAGCAGCCGCCGACGACCUCUCCGACUUCUCCAACAACCUCGCCCAAGACCUCGGCCCGCUGCUGGCCCUGUUCGGCGAGUCCAUAACGCGGCAGUACCUCAGCGAAAGCACCACGUUUCUCGACUACCUGAUAUUCGCACUAUGUCCCAUCGGGAUCAUCACGGCCAUGGUGUCGGCCAUUCGCGUGUGCGGACACUCCUCCUUGAGGGCCUUCAUCGGGCGCUCGCAGGAAGGCGCCGGCGUCGUCGAGGCGGAACUCUGCACGUCGACGAGCCGCGACGUCUGCGAGCUCUUCAACCAGGGGGGCAUCACGCGCGUUCUCGGCCGGCCCAACGUGUUGGAGCUGGUGUGCCUACAGGAUAACAACAACACUGGAGCCGCGGGAGGGCACAAGGUCAAGCUUUUCCAGGACUACCUCGAGAAGAUGCCCGACGAUCACGAUGAAUGGAAGAGGCAAGAGGGCUCCUUUGCGCUGAGCAGUGACAGUGACUCCACGUUGGGGAGCUCCUUUGCGCCGAAGCCCAAUCUGUCUCUCAACGUCGGCAUCAAAAGGCAACCACUUUGGGUUUUCGCUCUCGUGGCACUCACUGGAUUGGUCUUCCAGGCGGGCAUUCUCGUGCUCGCUGGCUUUGGAGCGUGGAAAUGGGACUGGGGCGUCAGUCAGUCCUUUGACUCGUCGUCCAAGAGCUAUGCGCCGCGCAUGUUCAUAGCGGGAACUGUUUUGCUCUGCCUCGGAAUGUUUGGUUGUGCCGCGCUUGUCGGGCAAACGACGUCAGAGGUUACUUACAAGCGACAGAAGACGUCGUCCAGCUCCUCUCGCCUGAUCUGGCUGCAGCCCGGGCCACAGUUCGUCGGCGACCAGAGUUUCGAUCCCUUUGUACACCUGGAAGACCGGUCUAGGCCGCUCGAGUCUUGGAUGUCCUCGCGCAAGAACCCGACGGGCAAGGCGUUCCAAAUAGCCACAUACGCCGCAACGAUCACGACCCUCGUCGGGUAUGUGCUUCAGUUUAUUGGACUCCGCGGCAUGAAGGCUUGGGUAUCCAUUGCGCAGCUUGGCAUCACUCUCGUCAUGGCUUUCCUCAGAUGCCUGCUCCGGAUGCAGAGACUCGGCCCCAAGGACAGUGAAUUCGCCAAGAUGCCAGACCUGGUGUCUGGACAUGAGCUGGACUGGCUCGCCUUCAGGCUCGCGUUACCCGGAAACCCGGCCAAACGGACUACUUUCAUGGAUACUCUGCGUGGGAGCUUUUCAACGGUUCUUGGGCAGCCGCGAAAACCAGCAUCAGAUGAAAAGCUCCGGGACGAGACGAACGAUUCAUACAAGUCGCCAUCCUGGCACGUCACGGGAUGUACACUGGUGGCUACACGAGGUCUCAGGACCCCUUCGGAGGAUGCGAUACCGCACAAAGACCAUAAGAGCGACAGCAAGACAUCGGUCCAAUUAGUCAAUAAAGAACGCCCGACAACUGAAGACGCAUACGAGCAGCUACUAUCAACGCGGACAAUGCUGGCCAACUUGACCGGCAACUUUACGUUUGAGCGUCUGCGCCGAUCUCAGUACCAGUACUGGGCGGACGAUCAAGUACGGGUGCGCUCUCGAGCCAAGCUAGUCGCAGCCGCCGUCGGACAGGUCGCUGAUAGCAUGGUGCGGGUCGAGCACCGGGUGAACCACAAGCAACAUGAAGCGGAUAUCUCCCUCAGGAUAAGCGCCUCGCGUCCGUACAGAGAGCUAGCCCAUCGGCAGGCGCGCGAGCAGAUUCUGAAUGUCAACAUGAGAGCGCCGUCAACAGAGGCUCACUCUGGCUGGGCCAUCGACCCGGCGCAAAUAGAAGCAAUACUUGGUCUCUGGGUCUGGUCGCUUACUUGCGAUCAUCGACUUCCCAACAGCGAUGGGAUGGACAGCGUAAGCCAUAUCUCAGACCAGCGGGAAGAUGAAGGGCUGCAGAUCAUAUCGGCCGGUCCCGACAACGAAGAGUGGGAGAAGACGCACAACAUCCAACAGGAGAUGGACCUGUGGCUUGGAACCAGCACGGCGCUCAUCCCGAAAUACACACUCCUCGUCGACGAGGACGAGGCGCUCGGCCACGGCGACCUGUGGGUGCUGCGGAAAGGCCACCACGAUGUUUGGGAAAAGUACAAGGGCGAGGAGCCCGUGAAGGACCGAGUCCCAUAUCGGUUCUUCGGUUGGAGCAUCGUCUAUCAGGCUCUGGAGCUCAAGCCAUGCGAGGCAAUACGUUGUGCCAAGCUGCUCCACGGGCUUUCCGACCAGAAACAACAUGGAAGUAAGAUUCCUAUUCGAAUUCAGUGCGCGCCGCGACGACAUGCCCUCCUCGAUCUCUGUAGCCGAGGUCUCUACACCUCCCUUGUCGGAUCACUCGCGAAGAUGAACAACAUCGCCACCUCUACAAUCCUCGAACACGAGGGCUCGAUCCAGCUAGACAACCGCAACGUGUCCGCCAUGGUGGAUGCAUUUGUGGCGAACGGGCUGGGGUCCAGGGCCGACGCCCUGAUGAACAUCAUCCCAGAAUUCAGAAACCGACUGCGAUCAAACCGCGAAGAGAUGCUCACAAGCAUCCUCAAGGGGGCAGACACGUACUGGAAGGCUGGAGAGUGGGAUCGGUCCCAGCUUCUGCUGCGGUGGGCCUGCCGCGAGUAUUCACAGCCCAGGAUCGGGGGAGCCGGAGCGUCAUCACCAGAUACCACGUCGGCAUUCGUUCGCGUUUUGCAAAAGACUUGUGAGCUCUAUCGCUGGUCUCUGGCUAAAGAUGCGACCCAACACAGGCGGGAGUUUGGCCUGGAUGGCAUCCGCUGGAUCGACGAAAACUUUGGCAACAGCAGCUCGCCUUUGCACUCUGAGAGCGACUCCGCAACGGAGCAGCCCGACAGCGAGCACGGUGCUGGGGAGGUCGUUGAGACCAUCGCCCGGUACAAAGGGGUUGUGAGCGCGUUCGAAGCCGACAGCGGUCCCCCUCCAGAUCCGCUGGGCGCAGACUCUCCGCUCGUGCAAGCCAUCAAAGACCGCGACAGGACAAUGGCGCUCUACCACCUGUGUUUCACCCACGAAGGCGAUUUCGGAUCAAGAAAGCUGCAUCCAGCGCUUCCCCUUGCCGUGCGAAACGAGUGGACAGAGGUCCUCGAAGCGAUCCUCGAAUUAAGGGGCAACAUCGACAGCCAGGACGACGACGGUAGGACGUCGGCGUCCUACUGUGCAGAGCUGGGCUACGAAGAAGCCCUCGGAGGAAUCUUGAAGCUAGGCGCCUUUGCCGACCUGGCCGAUGCCGAGGGUCGAACGCCAGUGCAUUGGGCGUGCCUCAAGGGGCAAGCGAAGACUCUCAGGCUUUUGGUCGACUCGAAGCAAGUGGACAUCUACAGAAAAGACGCGGCUGGAAAGUCGCCGAUCUGGUAUGCAAUGGAAGCCAGCGACACUGCCACCGUGGGCUAUCUCUGCGACAUUGAUCUCAGCUUCAUCACAAGUACGAACGAGCCUCGCGGCGAGACGGCGAUGGUAUGGGCAGUGCGGCACGGCAGCGGUGAAGUAGUCUGGGCCAUGUUGAGCAGGCUGCUGGAUGUGAACAAGGACAACAUCAACCUGGCAAACAAGGAUCAGCAGACCUUGCUUUAUCAUGCCGCGCUCGCAGGUAACGUUCCUGCAGUGAGAAUUUUGCUAGAUCACGGGGCAGACAUGGACCUCGCAUCCAGGAGUGGUUGGCGGCCCAUUGAGAUGGCGGCUGAGAAAGGACACGAGGAGAUAGUCCGCAUCCUGCUCGAAGCUGGAGCCAAUUUGAUACCGGAAGAAAAGGAUACUCCUUGUGUCGUGGCUCGAGCCGCUGGAUGCUACGAGCAGGGGGUCCUCCGACUGUUGCUUCAGCACGAUCCUCGACCUGAUAUCGAUCGGCCAACCUGGCAUAAUCGGACCCCUGUGUCGCUGGCCGCCAACUAUGGCCGAUCCAAAAACCUCAAAUUACUUCUUGAUGCAGGCGCAUCUCCGAACAGUGCGGAUCAUGCGGGCCGGACUUGUCUGUAUUGGGCCGCUGACAAGGGUGGGUACGACGUUGUGAAUAUUCUGAUCGCAUACGGAGCUGAGCUGGAUCGAUGUACCACCUGGGGUGAAUCCCCAUUAUAUGUUGCCGCUGAAAAGGGGUACACAUACGAGGCAAAGACACUUCUCAAGCAUGGAGCGAACCCAAAUCUCUACUCAUCGACUGGCGAAACGGCACUGCUUCGCGCCGCAACAAGAGGUCACCGGGAUGUCGUGAAGCUGUUGCUGCAAAACGGCGCUACAUCAAACCACGUCGAUGAGUAUGGGAAAACGGCAAUCAUGAAAGCCUGCCAAAGAGACGACGAAGAAGAGGUCGAGAUCGUCCGGAUGUUACUGGAUUAUGGCCCUGAUGAUAUCAAUAUCGCUGACAAACGUGGACGAAACGCACUUUAUUACGCAGACAGGGGGUCUAAGGGGGCCAUUGUACAGCUUCUGCUCGAUCGCGGAGCGGUCGCGAGGAUACCGCGAGGCCAGUCUGCGACCUAGAAUAG
Purpureocillium takamizusanense is the source of this 4711-nucleotide messenger RNA. RefSeq lists its product as uncharacterized. The record is from RefSeq and is a predicted model, not a curated record. The coding region runs from base 117 to 4706 and encodes 1529 amino acids. Lineage: Eukaryota; Fungi; Ascomycota; Sordariomycetes; Hypocreales; Ophiocordycipitaceae. Gene Ontology annotation, molecular function: protein binding. The transcript has a single exon.